AUGAACUACGAAGACGAUGAUAGCACAAUCACAUCACAGUCCUCAUUGGACCCACACACAACCACAACAGAAGACGUAGCAGAGAUCCCAGCAAACCAGCCCAUGACAGAACAGCCACUUGCCACUCUACUUGCUGAAUUCCUGAACAAGAACUACCUUGAUGCAAUCAGGGAGAUGUGUGCUGCCAAUAAAGAGGCAAUUGACAUCGAAUACAACGACCUAAUUGCAAAUGAGAACAUCAAGGAGCACCUCGAUGCCAAUGCUGAGCUAUUCAUUGAUUCGCUCUCAGAAGCCCUUAAAAAAGUCACCCUUCAGUAUUUCCCAAACUACCUGAAUAUCAAGAGUGUCCUAUAUGGCCACAUUAUUGGACUACCUGUGAUUGAAGAGAUCAGGGCAUUGCGAAAUGAGCACCUGAACAGACUCAUCCGAAUCACUGGAGUUGUCACCAAAAGGCAUCAACUGCAGUCCAAAGUCAAAAUAGCCUAUUUCACCUGUACAGCCUGUAAAGCAGUUACUGGCCCCUACAAAGUGGAGACAAACCUGAAAGUGACCUGUUUUGAGUGCCAGAAUGGGAGCAAAAUGAUUCUAAAUGCACCACGAAGCCACUACGAGGACGUACAGAAGAUUGUGGUACAAGAGAUGCCAGGAACUGUCCCAGCUGGCUCAUUGCCUCGUAGCAGGGAAGUUGUACUCUUUGGUGACCUGAUCGACAGGGUCAAACCGGGUGAUGAAAUUGAUCUUUGUGGACUGUACAGGAAUGUCUCUUUGCAGCAGAAGAACGUGAGUUUCCCAGUCUUCCACACCCAAAUUCAGGCAUGUGGCCUACUCCACAAAAAGGCAACCAAAACUGAGAACAUCGAUUUCAAGAAGAUGGCAGCUGAUCAGAAUAUUCUGACGAAACUGAUCAACAGUUUUGCUCCAUCAAUUUAUGGCUACAAAAAUAUCAAAGUGGCCUUGUUGCUUGCUCUGGUUGGUGGAUGCAGGAAGGAGAAGGAGCAGAUGGUGCUGAGAGGAGACAUCAACGUCCUGUUGCUUGGUGAUCCAUCAACGGCCAAGUCGCAGUUUCUGAGAUUCGUUCAAUCUGUGGCAGAAAGAGGCGUCCUGGCAACAGGUCAGGGAGCAUCGGCUGUUGGACUCACUGCAACGGUGAAGAGAGACCACGAGAGCAAGGAAUGGGUCUUAGAAGGAGGAGCACUGGUAUUGGGAGACAAGGGAGUUGUAUGCAUUGACGAGUUUGACAAAAUAAACGAGGUGGAUCGAGUGGCCAUUCACGAGGCAAUGGAGCAGCAGAGCAUCUCGAUAUGCAAGGCGGGUAUCGUAGCAUCACUCCAUGCUCGCUGUUCAGUUGUGGCAGCAGCAAAUCCAAUUCGUGGAAAUUACACGAAGAACCUCUCAUUCAGUCAGAAUGUGAAUCUGAGUGAUCCAAUAAUCAGCAGAUUCGACAUUCUGUGCGUGAUUAGGGACGAAAUAGACGAGAAGAACGACAGGGAGCUGGCCAGAAGAAUCAUUCGAAACCACUUUAGUGAGGAUGAGUCUGAAGAUGAGGGCUCAGGUGAUAGGUUAAGUCUAAAUACGCUUAAGGCGUACUUGUCUUAUGCAAAGAACAACUUCAGUCCAACAAUCUCAGAAUUCAACCUGAGCAAACUCACGCAGCUCUACAUGGAUCUAAGGAAGCAUUCGAUGCACAGUGGAAUUCCAAUCACAGUCCGACUCAUUGAAAGCGUAGUUCGAAUUUCAGAGGGAUUUGCCAAAUUACGCCUAAGUCACACCGUAGAGAACGAGGACGUUGAAAUGGCCAUCAAAGUUGCCCUUGAAUCGUUCCUAUCUGCCCAGAAAUACGGAAUUGGCCAGAACCUGAGAAAGAAGUUCACCAAAUACCUGGAAACAGACGAUGAUCUGCUACUAUGGAUUCUGAAGAAGAUGAUUCAUGAGAAUGAUCUAAUAAACAUGCAGUAUAACAGAAAUGGAUCAAUUAAACUGGACGAAUAUGCUAGAAGAGUCAAGAAGAACAAGAUCAAUGGAUCAGUAGAUGAGUUCGUAGGUGGAGAGAGAUUCAAAGAAGAGGGAUUCAUAUUAACAGACGGAAUCAUCAAGUACAGGUGA
Molecule: messenger RNA, 2103 nt
Organism: Enterospora canceri
Lineage: Eukaryota; Fungi; Microsporidia; Enterocytozoonidae
Source: the annotation of a GenBank genome assembly